Messenger RNA from Colius striatus (speckled mousebird), 1511 nucleotides. RefSeq names its product transmembrane protein 183A (gene TMEM183A). The transcript has 9 exons. Bases 42 to 1220 code for a protein of 392 amino acids. Gene Ontology annotation, molecular function: protein binding. The record is from RefSeq and is a predicted model, not a curated record. Gene Ontology annotation, cellular component: SCF ubiquitin ligase complex. Gene Ontology annotation, biological process: regulation of protein stability. NCBI's taxonomy places the organism in Eukaryota, Metazoa, Chordata, Aves, Coliiformes, Coliidae.
GCGGCGCUGUGCCCGCGGCCCCGCUGCGGCCCGGGCGGGACAUGGCCCCGCGCUGCCGCCCCGCUCCCGCCGCGAUGCCCAAGAGAGGGGCCCGGAAACGCCUCAAGUUCCGCGCUGACGACGUGUGUUCCGAACGCGUGACGGUGGCAGAUUAUGCAAACUCAGACCCUGCUGUCGUGAAAUCCGGGCGGGUGAAAAAAGCUGUGGCCAAUGCAGUCCAGCAGGAAGUAAAAUCCCUCUGUGGUUUGGAAGCUUCUUGUGUUCCUGCUGAGGAAGUUCUGUCUGUGUCAGGAGAAUCCUGUGACAGCAGUGAUGAAAUGGAUGCAAAGGAAAGCAUCAAUGGGCGAGCUGCCUCCAGGAAAAAGAAGAGCAAAAGGCACAAAGAAGAUCCUGAAGGAGGUGGUGGAGAGGAAUACCCAAUCGAUAUCUGGCUGUUGUUGGCUUCCUACAUUCGCCCUGAAGACAUUGUCCGGUUUUCUUUGAUUUGCAAGAAAGCCUGGACUGUUACUUGCACUGCUGCCUUUUGGACCAGGCUCUACAGAAGGCAAACUGUCUGCAAGGAAUUACUGGGGAACUGUAGCAGGAUAUGUGUGUGCUGGAAACCUCUCUGCUGCAGGCACUACAGUCUGGACGCGUACCUGCCCCUCCGCUUGCGGCCGGAGUCCAUGGAGAAGCUGCACUGUCUCCGUGCCUGUGUCAUCCGGUCGCUCUACCACAUGUAUGAGCCCUUUGCCUCUCGAGUCUCCAGGAAUCCAGCUAUUCCAGACAGUACUCCCAGCACUUUAAAAAAUUCCAGAUGUCUGCUUUUCUGGUGCAAAAAGAUUGAAGGGAACAGACAAGAAGCAAUGUGGGAAUUCAACUUCAAGUUCAAAAAGCAGUCUCCCAGAUUUAAGAGCAAGUGUUGCAAAGGGCUUCAGCCACCAAUUCAGUAUGAGGAAGUCCACACAAAUCCGGAUCAGGAUUGCUGUCUGCUGCAGAUCACCACCUUUAACUUCAUAUUCGUGCCAAUAGUCAUGGGUAUGACUUUUACCUUGUUCACCAUCAACGUGAGCACGGACAUGCGGCACCACCGCGUGCGCCUCGUGUUCCAGGACGCCCCCGUGCGCAACGGCAAGAAGCCCCGGCUGGAGCAGGGCCUGCAGGUGGUGCUGGACCCCGUGCACAGCGUCAGGCUCCUGGAUUGGUGGCACCCACAGUACCCCUUCUCUCCCAAAGCUUAGUGCUGUCCCUUGGCCGCAGGAGCCGGCAGCUGAUCCCAUCUGGCUGAAGAGAGUUUCUUGGCGAACGCAGGAAAUCCUACUUUUAUGUGUGAAAUAAAUUCUGCAGUCUCCUGCGAGUGGCUGGAGCUGCUCAUCUGGUCUGUAUGUAUAUAACUUCUGGUCAGUGAUGGGCAGAGCUGAGUGUAAAGCAGGAACUAUUUGUAAACACACUUUUAUGUAAAACUCACCUUUUAUGAUUUGCAAGGAGCUCCCUGGAACUGUUCAUUUAAAAACCUUUUGGUGCUAAUCAAA